CUAAGUUGCGAGGACUUGGACUACACGCAAGAUAGAGAGGUUUUUUGUAGAAUAACCAAAUAAGGAGGGUAUAAAGUGGGAGGAAACCUGAGCACCUGGAGUAAGCCCGUUCAAAGAUGAAGGAAAGAAAUGAAAGUUAGAUUGCGUGCGAGGACUUGGACUACACGAAAGAUAGAGAGGUUUUUUGUAGAAUAACCAAAUAAGGAGGUUAUAAAGUGGGAGAAACCUGAGCACCUGGAGUAAGCCCGUUCAAAGAUGAAGGAAAGAAAUGAAAGGUGAUGAAAUUGCAGUAAGAAGUUUAGCUUUGGCUACGAGAGUCCUUCUUCUCCUGCAGUGAUUGAAGACAGGUGCUUCUCUGCUGACUCAAGUCCUUGUUCUGGUCCGUUGCGGCUUUGAGUUCGUCUGGCAACGUGAUUUCGGUUUGGAUUUGUUCACAAAGCUCGUUAAUAUGCCGUUGCAGUUUGUGGUUUUCCAACCGGAUGGUGUCGAUUUGUUCCUGCAGAGGUUGUAUUUUGUUGUGCUCCAGCUUCAGGUCGCUCAGUUCUUUCUCCAUCGAGUUGCCCAGUUUGGUCAGAGCUUUCUUUUCUUUCUCCAAUGUUUUCGUUUCGGCCUUCAGGACACUCAGGAUUUUGAGUCUGUCUUUGAAGGCCUGGAUUUCCAGCUUUUGUCCGUCGUGCUGUAGCUCUAUGUCGUCCACCUCUGCUUUCAGCUUGUUGUGCAUGUCCUCCCAGUGCUCCUCCUUAAGAAGCUUUCCAUGGAUGUUGGCAUGGAUUCUACUCCGAGUUUCAUGUCUUUUAUCAAGUUCGCCCUUGUAACCUUCCAGUCUCCAGAUUUUGUUCUUGAACUCUGUUUGCACCUUGAGCUCUUUGUUGGCGCGAUCGUUUUUCUCCUUCAGGUUGUGGUUCUCUAUCUUCAAGUCCUGAAGUUUGGUCCUCAGACUCUCCAGUCUUUCUUGCAGGGCCUCAGUUUCACAGCUAUUGACUUCAACUGCUGGUUUUGCCGCAUUGUACUCUCCACGCAGGGCUUCUUCCUUCUCAAUCUCUCUCUCAAUCUCCUGCAUCUCGUGUUGCAAAGCAUCGUUUUGACUAACGACGUCUUCCUCUGAAAUCUCUCUCUGCAGGGCGACGUUCUCUCGAGUCAGGUCUUCUUCGGAUGCUUUCACCGCGCAAAUCCUUGCCUGACUAGUAUUCUCAUUCUUUACUGCUUCACGAGACUCAUUUAACUCAACUUUCAUCUGCUUGUAAUCUGGAUCUGCAGCUAGGAGCUCUGUCUGCAGGGCUUCAUUCUCGCAGGUUCUGUUUUGUUUGAGCUCUUUUAGUGCAGCGUACUUUUCCUGCAUGAACGUUUUACUCUUCAGCUCUAGAGUUUUCUCGUCAAUCUCAGUCUGCAAAUCCCUAUUCGCUCUAAUGAGUUCUUCAGUGUCGACUUUAAAGAUCUCGUAAACUUCAUCUGUAAUCCCGAGAAGCCGGAGCCUCUCUUUUCGCUGCUCUAAUUCUUCCUUCUUGGCCUCAUUGUCCUGCAUGAUUUGCUUUUUCAGCUUUAUCUUAUUGUCGAUUUGAAACUCUGUGGGAUCCUGAGCGAUGACGCUUUUUAGCUUGGCAAUUUCUUUGCUGUGCUCAUCUUGCUUUGUUUCCAAAGCUCGACACUCUGUGACCACUCCUUCGUAGGUGACCUGCUUUUGCAGUGCUUCCUGAUACAGUGGUUCCAGAUAUUCACGCUCUAACUCCAAUGCCAUCAUUUCUGCUCUCAGUUCUGGGAGCUGGUUACUCAUCUCUUGGUGCUUAUUGUUUUUGUCUUUGAUCUCCAAUACUUGGUCUUUAAGGUCAUAAUAUGAUUUACGUGCAGCCAUUUCCUGAUCCCUAACUGAUAGAAACUCUGUCUGCAAAUCUCCCAUAUUGUUAAAGUGCGUAUUGAGGAUCGCGAGUCUCAAACUGGCACUUUGUAUCUGCUGGUAAGCAAGGUCUAAGGUUUUAUUCAGGUCAGUAAUGUCCUUGGAUAUUUCCUUAUGUUUAUCAUCUGCACUCAUUUCAGACCCUGGCCUGACUCUCUCUUGCCUCUUUCUUCUCCGCCUUAUUAGAAACAUACUGAAGAGUAAUGAAGUGAUUAAAAUACGACUGUGGAAUAAUCUCUGCACGAUACUGUCAACCUCUGUAAACAAUAUGUGUGUUCACUGCAAGCUGUGUGUUCAUAUGUGCUGGAUCAAAGCACCUUGUGUUCAUAUGUGCUGGAUCAAAGCACCUUUACCACUACAGGUGUGACGUCAUCGCAUUCCACACGGCUUUCAAGUCAAUUCGAUGACGUCAUAGGAUUCGAAAACGCUGCACGCAUGAAGUCUAAAUGGAAUGGAGCCGUUGCCAUGGAAACCGAGGUGUAAACCUGAUGUGACGUGAGGUCACAGCUCUUAAGACUAAACUAAACAAAGUCCUGUUUGUGCUGUUAUUUUCACCACAAACAACAAACGCUUAUAAUUCAUAGAGACAGCAACGGCAUGACGCAAACACUAUGCGACAAAAACGCACGGUCGGUGACGUCAUUUAACCCAGUCACUCAGGAGUGGGAGAUCCAAAGCUACAGAAAAACCAAACAAAGAGGAUUUUUUUUACAUGUUUUCGCGUUUAAAGCUGUUUUCUGAUGCACCCGGAGGACAUAUUGGAGACUUGGAAUAACAACUCUUGAUGGCGACUCCGAGUAAGACCCCCCCCGGAGUCGACCCGAAGCAGCUGGAGAGGACCGGGAUGGUCCGAGAGAUCGGAUCCCAGGCGGUGUGGUCCCUGUCCUCCUGUAAACCUGGGUUUGGAGUGGAUCAGCUGAGAGACGAUAACCUGGAGACGUACUGGCAGUCGGACGGCUCUCAGCCUCACCUGGUCAACAUCCAGUUCAGGAGGAGAACGACGGUGAAGCUGCUGUGUAUCUAUGCAGAUUAUAAAUCAGACGAGAGCUACACCCCCAGUAAGAUCUCCGUCAGAGUGGGAAACAACUUCCACAACCUGCAGGAGAUCCGGGUAACAACUCUUAACAGCCAUAGUAUUACAUCAUCAGUAAUGAAUAAUCAGUGUCUGACCCCCCCCCCCCCCCUCUGCCCCUCCUCUCUGCAGCAGUUAGAGAUGGUGGAGCCCAGCGGCUGGAUCCACAUCACGCUGAUGAACCAGCGUACGAACGAUCCGAUCAGCACCUUCAUGAUCCAGAUCGCGGUGCUGGCAAACCAUCAGAACGGCAGAGACACACACAUGAGACAGAUCAAGGUCUACACCCCCGUCGAGGAGAGCUCCAUCGGGAAGUUCCCACGAUGCACCACGGUCGACUUCAUGAUGUACCGCACCAUCCGAUGACUGAAACCUGCAGGAUUCUUUUUGCUGAAAUAUGGAGGGUUUUUGCACUGUGUCAUUAAAGGUGGACUUUAAAAUACAGAAGAGGAUCUUGAAGAUUUUCAGAAAAAACGACAUCAUUUUAUGUCAUUUUCUGAAGGUUUUGUGACCCCCCUCCCCACAAAGACCGGAUCCGUCUGCAUCGGUUCAGUUUGAGUCGUAUUCCUGCAGAAAUGUCAGAAAAUGCCAUUUCAGACUCAAAAAUAUCAAUAUUUUUCUGGUUUUCUCCAUUUUAUAUUAUAUUAAAGUGACAUGAGACAUCCACACUGCCUGUGGAGUGAGCCAGUUAUGAAGUCAACAUGUUUUUUUUACUCAAAACCCAAACAGCCGUGCCUACAGACUGUCUCCUGAAUAAUUUUUGUUUGUGGACGUUGAAUAAAAUGUGUUUUUAUAACAACAUGGCUACCA
Molecule: messenger RNA, 3773 nt
Organism: Eleginops maclovinus (Patagonian blennie)
Lineage: Eukaryota; Metazoa; Chordata; Actinopteri; Perciformes; Eleginopidae
Product: anaphase-promoting complex subunit 10-like
Exons: 5
Coding region: 2676-3329 (217 amino acids)
Biological process (GO): protein K11-linked ubiquitination; anaphase-promoting complex-dependent catabolic process
Cellular component (GO): anaphase-promoting complex
Source: RefSeq, a predicted model, not a curated record